This is a messenger RNA of Aphanomyces invadans, 1671 nucleotides long. Its product is annotated as signal recognition particle protein SRP54. The record is from RefSeq and is a predicted model, not a curated record. Gene Ontology annotation, molecular function: 7S RNA binding; GTP binding; ATP hydrolysis activity. The transcript has a single exon. Gene Ontology annotation, biological process: SRP-dependent cotranslational protein targeting to membrane; SRP-dependent cotranslational protein targeting to membrane, translocation. Gene Ontology annotation, cellular component: cytosol; signal recognition particle, endoplasmic reticulum targeting. NCBI's taxonomy places the organism in Eukaryota, Oomycota, Saprolegniomycetes, Saprolegniales, Verrucalvaceae. Bases 66 to 1589 code for a protein of 507 amino acids.
GUCGAAUAUUAUUUUCGAGGCCUUGAGCACUUGCGAUUUCCAAGGCGGCUUGACGGCGGGACAGAAUGGUACUCGCCGAACUUGGAACGAAGAUUCAGAACGCGCUGGGCAAGCUCAACCGCGCCUCAAACGUCGAUGAUGAAGUCCUGAACACGAUCCUGAAGGAGAUCUGUGGGGCAUUGCUCGAGUCGGACGUGAAUGUCCGGUUGGUACAGCAAUUGAGGGCCAAGGUCAAGAAUGCUGUUGACGAUGACGAGUCCACGGGGGGCAACCGUCGUCGAAUCAUUCACAAAGCUGUUGUGGACUCGCUGGUGUCGAUGUUGGAGCCUGAAACCCCUUCGUACAAGCUCAAGAAGGGACAGUCGAACGUUGUCAUGUUUGUCGGGUUGCAGGGGAGCGGGAAGACGACGACGAUCGCCAAGUACGCGCAUUACUACCAACGUAAGGGGUGGAAGACGUGCAUGGUGUGUGCCGAUACGUUUCGCGCCGGUGCGUUCGAUCAGCUCAAGCAAAACGCGACCAAGUUGCGCGUGCCGUUUUAUGGGAGCUACACGGAAGCCGAUCCUGUCCGCAUUGCGCAAGAAGGAGUGGCGCAGUUCCGCGCUGAGCACUACGAGUUGAUUAUCGUCGAUACGAGUGGUCGCCACAAGCAAGAAUCCGACUUGUUUGCUGAAAUGCAAGAAGUGUAUGAAGCGGUUUCUCCCGACGACGUCGUCUUUGUCAUGGACUCGACGAUCGGUCAGGCGGUCCACGACCAAGCGACGGCUUUCCGGCAGGCGAUUCCUGUUGGCAGCGUCAUCAUCACCAAGCUGGACGGCCAUGCCAAGGGUGGUGGGGCGAUGAGUGCCGUGGCCGCUACGGACGCUGCGAUCACGUUUUACGGGACGGGCGAGCACUUUGCGGACUUUGAGGCCUUCAAUGCGUCGUCGUUUGUGAGCCGUUUACUAGGGAUGGGCGACAUGAAGGGGCUUCUGGAAGAGGUCAAGUCGACCGGCAUUUUGGACAACCAAGAGGAAAUGGUCGCCAAGUUGCAAAAGGGCGUCUUCACGCUGCGAGACAUGUACAACCAGUUCCAGACAGUCAUGAAGAUGGGACCAUUGUCCAAAGUGAUGGGGAUGAUCCCCGGCAUGGGUGCCGCGUUUGGCGAUAUGCUCAAGGGCGGCGGCGAAGAAGAAGGUGUCAAACGGCUCAAGCGCUUCAUCUACAUGAUGGACAGUAUGACGGCGGCAGAACUGGACGACCUCGUCCCAUUGACGCCGUCGCGGAAGCUCCGCAUUGCCAAGGGAUCGGGCUGCCUCCUGGUCGAAGUCGAGUUUCUGCUCAAGUGCCACAAGCAGUUCGCGGGUGUGAUCACUCGCAUGGGGAAGAGUGGGCUCCUCAAGGGCGCCGACGACAAAUCUGCCAAGAGGAAUCCACAUGCCCCCAAGUACCCACCGAAAGGGGGCAUGGAUCCACGCAUGAUGGCGCAGAUGGGAGGCCCCCAAGGCAUGAUGGAUAUGAUGAAGCAAAUGGGGGGCCUUGGCGGCAUGGACCCGAGUGCACUGAUGAAGAUGAUGGGCGGCGGGCUACCGGGGAUGCCCAAGUUUUAACUAAAACACAGGACACUGCAAGUUCAAUCAAAUGCACACAUUGCCAUGAACAUCGUAUAUCGAAUUGCCACCGCUUUUUUCG